AACGACGGCUUUAUUAUGGCUACUGCUGCGGAGGCCGACUUGGCCCGUAUGGGCUACAAAUCGGAGUUGCCCAGAGGUUUGAGCAUGAUGAGUGUCCUAGGACUUACCACAUUCUACAUCACUCUCGCCGAUGGUCAGAGCGUGACAAUCUUGUGGGGAUGGGUUCUAGUGUCUUUGAUAUCUUUGUCAAUCGCAGCUUCGUUGGCUGAAAUCUGUGCUGUCUUUCCCACUGCUGGCGGUGUGUAUUACUGGGCGGCUAUGCUGAGUACCAAAAAAUAUGCUCGAUUGAGUUCUUGGAUCACCGGUUGUCUCUGGAAUGAAGACUUUGUGCCUAACGCAUGGCAAACAGUGCUCAUGUUUUGGUGUGUGAUGCUGAUAUGCAUGCUCAUCAAUAUCUUUGGUGCCAAAUAUCUUGACUUGAUCAACAAGGUUUGCAUCUACUGGACUGGAGCCAGUGUGAUUAUCAUCAUGGUCGUUUUGCUUGCCAUGUCAGACAACUACAGGAGUGGAGAAUUUGUCUUCGCCCAUUAUGAUGCGAGUGGUAGCGGUUGGCCGAGCGGCUGGGCCUUCUUUGUUGGUCUCUUGCAGGCUUCGUACACAUUGACUGGCUACGGCAUGGUUGCUGCAAUGUGCGAAGAAGUCCAAAAUCCUGCCCGCGAGGUGCCCAAGGCAAUCGUUCUCUCUGUUGCUGCAGCGGGUGUUACCGGUAUCAUAUACCUGAUCCCAAUCCUCUUCGUUCUGCCCGACAUCAAGAUGCUUUUGAACGUCGCCAAUGGUCAGCCAAUCGGCCUUCUCUUCAAGACUGUUACAGGCUCAUCGGCGGGUGGUUUCGGACUGCUGUUUCUCCUUCUCGGCAUUCUCUUCUUUGCCGGAACGGGUGCUUUGACAGCCGCAAGUCGUUGCACUUAUGCUUUUGCUCGCGAUGGCGCGAUUCCUGGAUCUCGCAUCUGGUCUCGAGUUGACAAACGCUUCGACAUUCCCUUGUGGGCUUUGGUGCUUUCAACCACUGUCGACUGCUUGUUGGGUCUGAUCUACUUCGGUAGCACUGCAGCGUUCAACUCGUUUACAGGCGUGGCCACGAUCUGCCUCUCCACCUCAUAUGGAUUGCCGAUCUUGGUCAGCGUACUCCGUGGGCGCAAACUAGUCGCGCAUUCCUCCUUCCNNUCACUGGGUCGUUUCGGAAUGGCUAUCAAUGUGCUCACUCUUUGCUGGAUCUCCUUGGCUGUCGUCCUGUUCUCUAUGCCAGUCACGCUGCCGGUCGAUCCAAGCUCUAUGAAUUACGCCGCUUGCGUGUUCGCAGGCUUUGCCCUUAUCAGUGUCGUCUGGUACUUCAUUCGCGGACGAAAAGCAUUCACUGGUCCUCCAGUGCCUGCUGAUGUGGAUGUCAGCAGCGAAGUGAGUGUUUACAAGGGUCAAGCCCUCGAUCCGGAGGACCUGGAANAGAGCACAAGCGCUGUGCACAAGAAGGUGGCUGACGAGCCAACAACAACAAUCGUGAUGUGA
Molecule: messenger RNA, 1503 nt
Organism: Aureobasidium musti
Lineage: Eukaryota; Fungi; Ascomycota; Dothideomycetes; Dothideales; Saccotheciaceae
Source: the annotation of a GenBank genome assembly